Messenger RNA from Megalobrama amblycephala (Wuchang bream), 381 nucleotides. Its product is annotated as tenascin-R-like. Bases 2 to 361 code for a protein of 119 amino acids. The transcript has 2 exons. The record is from RefSeq and is a predicted model, not a curated record. Lineage: Eukaryota; Metazoa; Chordata; Actinopteri; Cypriniformes; Xenocyprididae.
GAUGAGUCCAAUGACCCUCAGAAUCGACCUGAGAGCAGGAGACGAGUCCGUUUACGCACGUUAUUCCUCGUUCUCCGUGGAAAAUGCAAAAAAACACUACACCAUCAGAGUCUCGGGAUACUCUGGCACAGCCGGCGACUCGAUGUCGUAUCAUAACGGCCGGCCGUUCUCCACGCGGGACAGAGACCCUCAACCGUUCAUCACGCGCUGUGCCAUGUCUUACAGAGGCGGCUGGUGGUACAAGAACUGCCAUGAGGCAAACCUCAACGGCCUGUACAACACCAACAAAAACCACCAGGUGCAGCCGACUGACACAUGCGCUCAUAUACAGAGAUCAGUGUCAACCAGUGCAUCGAUAUGAUGUAUCAAUGCACUGAGGAA